AUGCCUCCUGAUAUGGUGGGCCGAGCGGCCUCGCAGGCGUCGAGUGUUGCUUCUCAGACAACCCAAUUAGUAGCACCACUCAGCCGCCCCGGUACCGCUGAUCUCAUGCGAUCACGAUCGGAAACUGUAGUAUCAAGGAACAGCCGUCGCCCACGGUCGCGAGGCUCAACGGCUAGCAUUCAUUCCACCACCACUCAACAGACCCAGGAUCAACAGAUCACAGACGGAUUCCCCCAGUUCUUGCCCACGCAGCCCACCGGUCAUAGUGUCUUCGCCAGUAACCCGGAGGAAAUCAUCAUGCGAUUCGGACAGCAGCUGUCGCACCAGGUAAACGGCGCAUCUCUCGACCCGACGCUGCAAGAGGCCCAUCAUCCCGUUAUGCCGCGCGCUGAGGAGUUCCCGGCCCAUGCAAUGCACAGUCACCAUCUAUCCCAUCACUCACUGUCGGCCGGUAUGCCGGCUCACGGCCUCUCCAUGCCGAUGCCACAGUUUGCGGCUAUGUAUGAUAGUGGGAUUGAAAACCAUGUGCCGGAGCACGUACUGGAGGACAAUGAGAAUUCCGAGGCAGGCGCAAAGAAGAAGAAAGGGUCCAGCUCCUCCCUCGCCAACGAUAACGAGCUGCGGAAACUACUACGCCAAUAUGAGGGGUUCACCCUGAAGCAGAUGGCAGCUGAGGUCCUGAAGCAUGAAGGUGCUGGCGGCAAGGCUGAAAAGGUGAAGCAGGUCUUUGCUAUGAUCUGGUUGAAGGAGAACUGCAGGAAAAGUAGCGGCUCGGUCAGACGUGAUCGCGUCUAUUGCUGUUACGCCGAGAAAUGUGGCACAGAGCGUGUCUCGGUGUUGAACCCCGCGUCAUUUGGGAAAUUGGUUCGAAUCAUCUUUCCCAACGUUCAGACGAGACGGUUGGGAGUUCGUGGUGAAUCAAAGUACCACUACGUGGAUUUGACCGUGAUCGAGGAGAAACAGCAGAAGCCCCCACCACUAAACCCCCAGUUGCCGAUGAGUGGAAAUGGUUCCACUGGUGUUACGGAUACCAAGGUCGAAGAUAUCAUGCAGAAAAGCAUCAGCGUCGCACCCCAACCACCUGCUGAUACCGCCGAAUUCCCUUCCCCCACAACAUCAUUCACCCCCAGAUUCUCGACCAAUACCUCGAAUCCAGGUUGUGGUUGUCCGAUCUCAUCUUACUCUUAUGGUGAUUCCGCCAUCACCCUGGAUAAUAUGGCAAGCCAGGCCGGCAAAAUCAUCCAUCAAAUGCUCGAUCUACCUUCAUGCGACACGCCUUCCAUCGAUAAUGAAGACCUUCACCUUCCUGAUAUACAGCAAUACCUCCCAGCAAACACGGACCCAAAGAUCGCUGCUGCCCUUGCAGCACUUUAUCGCUCACAUUGUAUUUCUGUCAUUGACAGUUUCCGAUACUGCAAGGAAAAGAACAUGCUCCGAUACUUCUCGGCCUUCCAUGGCACUCUGACAGUUCCUGUGCAGAAGCUCUUAACGCAUCCUAACCUUGCACCAUGGAUCAAGGAGUGCGAUUGGAUCAUGUAUCAGAAAAUGAUUGCGUUCGUCGCACCGCUCACCACUCAGGUGGUGCCGAAAUUGGUUUUGGAUGCUUUUUGCUCCAUUUCGCAACGGCUGACCGCCCACAUUGCGGACACAUUCAAGACUCAACCCACACAUGUUUCUCUGGCCAGACUGCUCCCAGCGCAUAUCUUCUGUAAUCUACUUAAGCAUAUGCUUGAUGUCAACCAGUCUGCCAACGCGGCUGCCGCAUGGUUGUGCCAUCCCGAUAACAGAAAUCAGAUGUGGUUCGAUUUCAAGACCUUGGUUGACCCCAAAGAAAUGAUCAUGAAAGCCAAUAUUCCCAGCUGCGCGGAGCGUGCAACCGAACAGAUAUUGAAGCACGACAUUCGAUCUCUCCUCACCCCAGUUACAGACAUCAACCCAUCCACCACUCUCCCCUUCUUCGCCAGGCCUGAUACCGAAGAAGACACCAAAGUACACAAAUUCCCCGUUGACGAGGCGACCGGCGAUGACUACAACUUCCCGGACAAGUGGAUCUCUUUCAUUCUAAAUCUUCCGGGAGCUUUCCCGCAUCACCGCACUCAGUGCAUAAUUGAGAAAGUCGAUGCUCUGUGGGAUUGCAUCCUGCGGCGACUUACCCUGGGAGGCGCUCAAAGUUUCAGCGCUUGGUGGAUGACCAAGGUCUUCUUUCAUGAAAUGAUGUUAUGGCAAGCUGAAAAGGGAGGGUUCAUGCGUUACAAGCCAAGUACUCUGCAACACGCUGGUAUGGCUGCGAACCAGCAAGGGCAGAGUGGAUUUCUCAUGAAGCCCUCAAACUUAUCGGGUCACGAGAGAAGUGACUCAAUGAUGACAACUGAUUCUCAGCUCGGAGGCGAGGCAAGAGUACGACCGACUCCUAGCUCCACGUCAACAGAGAGCAUGAGUCAAACUCAGGAUUCUCUGCGGCCCCAAGUGGAUACCGAGUCAAACCCUAAUGAUACCGAAAACGAGAAGCCUACCAAUAUUCCCGAGAGCAUUGCUGGCUUCCAUGCUCCGAAUAAUGACGAUAGCGCCAUUGAUCUUGACGACGACUCGAUGUUGAUGACCGUGGGUAAAUAUGGUGAUAUGAUGGCUUCCGACCCAGCGGAUGCUGAGGGAGACGUCGUUGUCAUAUGA
This is a messenger RNA of Aspergillus japonicus CBS 114.51, 2670 nucleotides long. Its product is annotated as RFX family transcription factor. The record is from RefSeq and is a predicted model, not a curated record. Bases 1 to 2670 code for a protein of 889 amino acids. Gene Ontology annotation, molecular function: RNA polymerase II cis-regulatory region sequence-specific DNA binding; DNA-binding transcription factor activity, RNA polymerase II-specific. Gene Ontology annotation, biological process: regulation of transcription by RNA polymerase II. The transcript is spliced from 4 exons. Lineage: Eukaryota; Fungi; Ascomycota; Eurotiomycetes; Eurotiales; Aspergillaceae.